AUGAAGUUUCGAGCUUUAGAGGAAGCAGGAGUAGCAGAGGUAAAGUUAGAAUGGUGUGUAAGUCAACGCGACCACGAGGUCAUGCGCUUCGUGGGCAACGAGACGCACGACGAAUACUUGAAGCUCAUCUUGCCUGACACGUCGGGCUCUCUCCUCGUGGGCGGAAGGAAUGUAAUAUAUAACCUAAGCUUAACGUCGCUGCAAGAGAACACGAGAUUGGAAUGGCAUCCCUCCACGGCCCAGAUGAACUCGUGCUACAUGAAGGGCGGCUCGGAGGAGGUGUGCCAGAACUACAUACGCAUCCUGACGGAGAAGUCCAAGGGGCACUACCUCAUCUGCGGCACCAACGCCUACAACCCCAUGUGCAGAGACUUCAAGCUCGGGAACUUUGGCCUUGAGCGCGACAAAGAAUUCCCAGGUCGCGGCAUCUGCCCUUUCGACCCAAAUCACAACAGCACGGCGGUGUUUGCAGAUGGUCACCUGUAUGUGGGAACCAUCGCCGACUUCGCUGGGCUGGAACCACUGAUUUACCGGGAUCCUUUGCGAACCGAACAGUACGAUCUGUCCACGCUAAAUGCCCCCAACUUCGUCAGUUCUUUCGCUCUCGGUGAUUUCGUCUACUUCUUCUUCCGAGAGAUUGCAGUCGAGUAUCUGAACUGCGGGAAGACCCUGUAUUCACGUGUGGCCCGCGUGUGCCGGCAUGACAAAGGGGGCCCGCACAAGUUCAGGAACAAGUGGACCUCUUACUUGAAAUCGAGACUCAACUGCUCUGUGUCCGGCGACUUCCCCUUCUACUUCAAUGAGAUACAGGCCACAACUGAACCUGUUGAAGGGCGGUAUGGAGGUCACGCAACCACCCUUUUGUACGGUGUCUUCACCACCCCAGAGAACUCAAUCCCAGGAUCAGCAGUUUGUGCUUUCACAUUUCAAGACAUUAUGGAUACAUUUGAGGGGCCAUUCAAAGGGCAGGCCUCUGUGAAUGCUAACUGGCUGCCUGUUCAUGGAACUCAGGUACCUGAACCAAGACCUGGACAGUGUGUGAAGGACUCGAGCACUCUGCCUGACGUCACACUGAACUUCAUCAAGUCACAUUCACUCAUGGACGAAGCUGUGCCUGCAUUCUUUGGCCAGCCUAUACUCAUUAGCACCAGCUUUCACUACAGUGGUCGCUUCACAUCCAUAGCAGUUGAUCAGCAAGUUAAAACUCCUGAUAACAAAUAUUAUGAUGUACUUUUUAUUGGCACUGAUGAUGGCAAAGUGAUCAAGGCCAUCAACACUAAGUCUGCAGACUCAUACCAGGAUGUGGAACCCUUCAUCAUAGAAGAUAUCACUGUCUUCCCCUCAAACAUGGCUGUCACUUCUCUCCAGAUCAUCAAGCCAAAAGGAAAGCAACCUCGGCUACUUGUCAGUUCGCGAUCAAGGAUACACUCCAUUCUUUUGAGCCGAUGUCAGACCAAUAAGAUUACUGAAUGCAGUGAGUGUGUAGCCUUGCAAGACCCCUAUUGUGCUUGGGACAAGAACAAGAACAAAUGUCGCCUUUACACAUCUGGCAAGGAAAUGAUCCAGAAUGUGAGUGAAGGCGUGCACAGCGACUGUGGCAAUACCGAGAAAAAGGUUAAGCCGCCUGCGCACUCUGCGUCCAUCAAUCGGGAGUCUUCGGGCACACUUCCCCCCAUUCACAACCAGCCUGAUGUCGGUGACCAUGAUAUAACGAGGGCCCAGACCGUACCACAGCAGUUCACAGCAGAGACCCUGGCCAUUGCUGUUGCCUCGGCCACCAUCGGAGCUCUCAUUCUUGGCUUCAUCACUGGUUUCUUCUGCGGCAAGAAAUGCAACAAAGACGAGGACAACCAGCUCUACGCAGACACUGACUAUGAGUAUUUUGAUCAGAGACAAAAUCCCAAUCCCCACCUGACUGGAGAACUGCAAGAAGAAGUGACGUAUGCAGAGCCUGUUCUAGUUCCUCAGACACUCAAUAAACCUGUAAACCUCAUGCUUAACAUGUCCCCGAAAGCUACUCUGAAGACUCCUGGUUCAAAUACCCCUGGAGCCAAUGUGGGGACGUUAGGUGCCCCCAUGGGACCAUCCCUAGGGCUUCCUACCACUGGGGUAUCAGCUGGACCCCAUGACAUCCCACUGCAUUAUACCCCGGAGUCGUAUUCAACCCACGGCACUCUGCGCUCCUCGGAGAAAUACGGAACCCGGGGACGUGACCACCGACCACGAGACUACGAUCACAGGCUGGUGGAUGGAUACUCGACCACCCGCUCUGUCAAGAAGGUGUACCUGUGAGAUGCUUGCCCCACCGAGCCCAGCCUACCUGGAAGGGCACUCGAGCCUCCCUCUUUAUGUUCGGCAUUCGAGUCAUAGCCUCACCAUAGCUUUGCAUUUUGCCAGAAGCGCAUGGGUGGGCUGGUAAGUGUGGGCUUUGGGGAGAGACAGAAUAAGCGGGAACUCUAGGAGAACCCUGCAUGAAGAGUCCUGAUCUACUCCCCACUCACCACCAGUAUUAUGUACAUACCACCCUAGUGCCAAGAGACCACUUCUUCUCCUUUGGUAAAUCUCUUGUAAUCAAAGUAUUCCAUAGGUAGUGUCAGGUAAAUCAAAUCCUUGAGUAAUAAGACACUGCUCACAGUACUUGUUGUGACACUUUAGAAAGCAUGAGAAGACAUAGGGUGUAAGAAGUGACUUAGUUAAAAGUAGAGACAUUAUUCAGUAAUAUUAAUUGCAAGGAAAUGCUAAAGGGCUCGGCUUUGGAUAUCGAUAGAACUUUAGAGGAACCUGGAAAAAAAAAAAACUUUUGUAGCCCUAAUUAGUGAAGAACACUGUGAAACGAGUAAGAUAAUGUGUUGAUAAGGAAAUACAAUACUGAUAUAGGACCCCUAUUUCAUUUCCUGUCUUGAUCAAACUGUAUCUGUGCAGUCAUCCAGGAUAACUGAUACAAAAGAUUCUAAGGGCAAGUUGUUGUAACAUACUUGUUAUAUGGACAUUAGGAAUGCUUGAUGGAUUUAUGAUAUUAAUAACUGACAAUUCCAAGGAUAUUGACUGUACAGACUUUAAUGAUUAUGAUUGUCAAUGAACAAUGUUGAUAUAGUCACUGGUGUUUGAUACAGAUGCCCAUUAUUUUUUAGUAAUUUUAAGAAAAAUGAGUUAAAACACCAAAACUUAUACAAUUUGAUUGGUGGUUGUAAUGAACAUAUAGUUUUACCCAUCUUGUUAUGAUUUUUGUAAUGCAGAUAAAUAUAAACAAAUGAUUUGAUAAUUGUGUGUAUCAACAAAUAUAAUCAAGACUUUUUACAACUUGACAGAAGACUUGUGCAGAAUUAUAGGCUCGUGUGCUAUGGUUGUUGUAAUCUGGUAACACAGCCUGUUCUUGUGCGUCUCUCUAAUGUAACUGUUGUAUAGGGCCUGUGAUAAGUGAACUUGCUUGGACACUCAGCAUCACAACUGUAUGUAAGUCAUUCAUGUGGGCUCAAUCACACCUCUGCUCUUGUCUAGUAUAUAUGCUAUGUAAUAUAUUUCCUGAUCCUGUUGCUAUAAUACUCUCAUAGGAAAAAAACAAAAAAAGUGGUGAAUGAAUAAAAUUUGCUCCAAAUCCUUCUGUCACAGACUCAACUCUGACAACGUUUAUUUAGACUUUGGAUAAUCUGUAUAUAACGUACUCUUGUCCAUUGUAGAAGUAUUUAAGAUAAGUAGUAGGAUCAGUGAUUUAGAGCCUUUGAUACAGAUUCUAUAAGGCUUAUGCUCCUCACAAAGGAAGCAACUCAUUUAAGUUUAUUAGUAAUUACUGAUCUUUUCACAGUGUUGAAUUGACAGUCGUAUUUCCAAAGAUACACCAUGUCUGACAAGGAAAGUGAAUAAACGAUUACAAGCAGAAGCAGGUCGGCUUUAUUCUUCCCAAUUUGGAUUGUAAUUUUAAAUCAGACAUUGAUGUGGACUCACCCUUUUUUUGGGUACAGAAUUGAUAAAUGUGUAAGCUUUGAAAGACAAUGAGUGGAACACAGGAAAGGAUCAAAGUCCCAUCUGCUUUUGCGUGUAAUUUAAUGAAAGUGAGUUUGGUCAUGGUGAUUCUUGCAGAUUAAACUACUUAUAUAUUUUUUUUCCUUCAGUACUAUUGUAAUUUCUUUUUUUUUCAUUAUUAUUUCUCAAUGUGCAAUGAACUUUUGUAACAUUUUAUGUUAUUAUUAUGGAAGACAGUAUUGAUUAUUUCUACCUCUCACAUGAUAUGGAAGAGGCACAAAAUAGGCACAAAGUGUUGGUGCUUUCUUGAGGUCCUUUCCCACUUUAGUUCUUGUUUUUGGAUGUUGUGAUGGAAGGUAUGUAAAUCAGUUAAAUCCA
Penaeus indicus is the source of this 4338-nucleotide messenger RNA. It is a transcript of the gene Sema1a, whose product is annotated as semaphorin-1A-like. The transcript has 15 exons. Gene Ontology annotation, molecular function: semaphorin receptor binding; chemorepellent activity. The record is from RefSeq and is a predicted model, not a curated record. Bases 1 to 2292 code for a protein of 763 amino acids. Gene Ontology annotation, biological process: negative regulation of axon extension involved in axon guidance; axon guidance; semaphorin-plexin signaling pathway. Lineage: Eukaryota; Metazoa; Arthropoda; Malacostraca; Decapoda; Penaeidae.